GACAAAGUGCCCCUUAAAGGACUGACUAAGGUGCUCCUGGCCUCAAGCUGCAGCUGGAGGGUCUGAGGCACUUCUGUCCCAUCCCUCCAGUUCAGCCACACAUCUCCUUGUGGUGGGGAUUUUCUGCACUGGGGCCAAGUUUUCCUGGGCAUCUCUUUUCAACCCUCCUUGCUAGGGAAGAUGGUCAAUCUCCUGUACGCUGUGCUGCACUCCCUCCUGAGCUGCCUCAUCCCCCCAGCCAACCUACUGGUGAUCGUGGCUGUUUACCAGCUGAUGAGGAAGCAGCCAGCCACCAGCUAUGUCUACAUUCUCAACUUGGCCGCCGCCGACCUGCUGGUGGGCGUGAUGUGCAUCGCCGAGGCACUCGACGAUAUCCUUGAUGGGGAUUUUGACCGCAGCAGGUCCUUCUGCCUCCUGCGCAUCGCCAUGAGCAUGACGCCUUGCAUCGGCUCCAUCCUGACCCUGCUGCUGAUCUCCCUGGACAGGUACCUGGCGGUGACACUGCCGCUCUCCUACCCCACCCUCCUGAAGAAAACACCCGUGGUCCUCUCUCUUGUUGUCCUCUGGAUGCUCUCCUCCUUUUUCGGGCACUUGCCUCUCAUCUUGCCCUCCCUCCAGUGAGGCAACUACACGGGUUACUGCGGGCUCCUGUACGCGGCCAAGAGCGAGUACCUCUACGUGAUCUGCUUCGGCAUCUUUGCUCCAUCGCUGCUGGUGCUGGUGUGCCUGCACACCUGGGUGGGCAGCAUUGCCUACAUGCAGUACAGGCGACUCCGGCAUGCCUGCGCCCAGGCGGGGCCCCUCCGCGCCCGUCUGCGCCACUUCAAGGCGCUGCAGACCGUCCUCAUUGUCGUCGUUGGCUUCAGCCUCUCCUGGGGUCCCUACCUGGUGGGGGGCACCAUACAGGCCGCCUGCAGCUCCUGCAACCUGGCUGGCCCGCUCAAGGACGCCUUGUUCCUGCUGGGCGAGACCAACUCCCUCAUCAACCCCCUCAUCUAUGCCCUGUACAGCAAAGACAUCCGGAGCCACCUGGCAAAGCUGCUCAGGUGCAGGAUGAAGGGCCAGAUGAAGCCCCUGGUCUCGAAUGUCCGAAUUGUUGGGAGCUGGGGUGGGAGCUGGCCCAAGGCGCCCAGUUCAUGAGGGGUCCGUUCCACCUCCACCUGUGCUGCUGCUGUGGCUGCCGGGCCCACGGCGAGAGGGAAAUGCAGGGUGCCCGGUGCAGCAGAGCCUUCCCACUGCAUCAGCCCUUUAUGAG
Messenger RNA from Chroicocephalus ridibundus (black-headed gull), 1255 nucleotides. Its product is annotated as glucose-dependent insulinotropic receptor-like. Gene Ontology annotation, molecular function: G protein-coupled receptor activity. Gene Ontology annotation, cellular component: plasma membrane. The record is from RefSeq and is a predicted model, not a curated record. Gene Ontology annotation, biological process: G protein-coupled receptor signaling pathway. NCBI's taxonomy places the organism in Eukaryota, Metazoa, Chordata, Aves, Charadriiformes, Laridae. The transcript has a single exon.